UAGUUUAUCCAAAAUACCAAGUUUUCCCACAGUCUCAAGGCUUCAUCCUUCACUUGCUUGCUUUUAAUUCUUUCAUCUUUUCUGACACACCCCUCUCUGUUUCUUCUCUGCUUCUUCUCUGUUUCAAAAAUGAUCAGACACAAGCACACUUACCCUCUUCUACCAUUCCUUCUUUCAAUUCUCUUCCUUUUCGACCCAACAUCUGCCAUAGAUUUUGUCUUCAACGGAUUCAACUCCUCUCACGUGUCCCUCUUUGGCAAUGCCACCAUCGAUUCACGAAUUCUUACCCUCACCCAUCACCAAACUUUCUCUAUUGGUCGUGCCCUGUUUCGUGAAAAAAUUCCCACAAAGCAACCAAAAUCUUCCUACGUGUACCCUUUUUCCACCUCUUUCAUCUUUUCCAUGGCACCUUUCAAAGACAUUCUUCCAGGGCAUGGCUUAGUUUUCAUCUUCACUCCAGUGACAGGCAUCAAUGGCACAAGUUCUGCUCAACACCUUGGUCUCUUUAACCUCACCAACAAUGGAAAUGCCAGCAACCAUGUGUUUGGUGUUGAGUUUGAUGUGUUCAUGAACCAAGAGUUUGAUGACAUCAACGCCAACCAUGUUGGGAUUGACAUAAACUCUCUCAAGUCCUAUGUUUCCCAUGAUGCUGGGUAUUGGAAAAACCAAGGUGACAAGUCUUUUCAGGAGUUGUCACUUAACAGUGGUGAAAAUUACCAAGUUUGGAUCGACUAUGAAGAUUCCUUGAUCAAUGUUACCAUGGCACCGGUGGGUAUGAAAAGGCCUAGUAGACCUUUAUUGAAUGUUUCUGUUAACUUGUCUCAAGUUUUCGAAGAUGAAAUGUUUGUUGGGUUUACUAGUGCUACUGGUCAAUUAGUAGAAAGCCACAAGAUUUUGGGUUGGAGUUUUAGCAAUAAGAAUUUUUCAUUGAGUGAUGAGCUUGUUACUAUUGGGUUACCCUCUUUUGUUCUUCCAAAAGAUUCAAUUUUUCACUCAAAGGGGUUUGUUGCAGGAUUUACAAUUGGAGUUUUUUUGGUUGUUUGUUUCUUGGUUUUGUUGGCACUGUUUUUUAUCCAAAGGAAUCGAAGGAGAGCAAGGAAGAGAGAGGAAAAGGAGGAAUGGGAAUUGGAGUAUUGGCCACACAGAAUGGCAUAUGAAGAAAUAGAGGCAGCAACAAAAAGGUUCUCUGAGGAAAAUGUGAUUGGGGUUGGUGGAAAUGGGAAGGUUUACAAGGGUGUUUUAAGAGGAGGUGUAGAGAUUGCUGUGAAGCACAUUUCUCAUGAAAAUGAUGGUAUGCGAGAAUUUCUUGCAGAAAUUUCAAGUCUUGGAAGAUUGAAGCAGAGAAAUUUGGUGGGGUUGAGAGGAUGGUGCAAAAAAGAUGUUGGGAAUUUCUUGUUAGUUUAUGACUAUAUGGAAAAUGGGAGCUUAGACAAGAGGGUAUUUGAUUGUGAUGAGAGGAAGAUGUUAAGUUAUGAAAAUAGAAUAAAGAUUAUCAAAGAUGUGGCUUUUGCGGUUUUGUAUUUGCACGAGGGGUGGGAAGCCAAAGUAGUGCAUAGGGACAUCAAGGCCAGCAAUGUCUCAUUGGAUAAGGAUAUGAAUGGAAGGCUUGGAGAUUUUGGGUUAGCCAGAAUGCAAAGCCACGGUCAAGUUGCUAGCACCACCAAAUUGGUUGGAACAGUGGGAUACAUGGCUCCUGAAGUGAUUAGGACUGGAACAGCUUCCACUCAAACAGAUGUUUACAUGUUUGGGAUCUUGAUUUUAGAGGUCAUGUGUGGAAGGAGACCUUUAGUAGAAGGUAAGCCACCUUUGGUAGAGUGGGUUUGGAACCUAAUGGUACAAGGGCAGCUUGUGUGUGCACUUGAUGAAAGACUAAGGGCUAAAGGAAAGUUUAAUGUGCAAGAAAUGGAGAGGGUACUACACUUGGGUUUGUUGUGUGCUUAUCCUGAACCAAAGGCUAGGCCAACAAUGAGACAAGUGGUGAAUGUUUUAGAGGGGAACAAUGAAGGAAAGGAAUCAGAAAUUGAGAAUAUGGAUACAUAUUUGCUUCAACAGUUGAAAUCAAGGGAUUUUUUGUCUCAGUAUUCUCAGUAUUUUAGCUUUGCAUCGCACCCUACUUUUCAAGAUAUUCGUCACUCUUCCUCAAUGUCUCUCACUUCGUCCACAUCUCUUGUUGAGGGUCGGUGAAUGAAUCCGUGUCAUUAAUGACAAAAUGGGAUUUAUUGGUUAGCUCAUGGCUGUUACAAACAUUGGAUUCUUUUGCUGGAAAUAGUUAGAUUUGGAGCUACUGGGGGCUGAGUGCGAGGCCAAAGCACAUCUAGUAUCUAGCAAAUUCAUUACCAUCUUAUCCGAUUGGUUUGGUAAAUGUGAUUUUUUUACACUUUGAAAUCCAAUUUCAUAGUAAUGAAUUUUUUAUUGUACAGCAUUUACCAUAUUAGCAUGAAUGGUAAUAACGAUAAAUUUCAAUGUUAACACUCAUAAGUGUUUUUGAUAAAAUAUGCUUGAUUGCCUCUAUUGUGUAAGUUUCUCUACUUUGACACAGAUCUAGGCCAAACCAAAAUAAAUCAUGCUUUUAUAAUUCAUGACACCAUUAUAUAAGGAAUCCACCUGUUAAUUUUCAAACUUCCAUCAUUAAAACAUUUUGGCUUUUUGGUUAACGUAAGUAAACAAUAUUAGCACAUUGAUUUUUUCCACCAUAUAAUUAUAGUUAGGUGGGAAAUUUGGCAACAGAUGCGGAGUCUGCACCUAAUAAGCAAAGGUAUAUGACAUCACCAAGAAACCUAGUGACCAUUCAACUUGGCAUUUCCACUUGUAGGCUGAGAACUCAAAUCACAAGAAUGGAGAGAUUAGUCACUGUCAACAGGGUGGUGCUUGGUGCAUUAACUCGUCAAUAUCCAUGGUCUAGUGGUUCAAUACAACAGUAUAGUACCCUGCUAGCUGGUUCUUGGUGCAUAAUUCUGAGACAGCAGUCCACCCACAAACAAUUUGCUACUUUAUUUUCUCCUUUUUCUAAUGAAACACUAGAUCAAAAAUCAAAGAUUACACGUUUAAUGUUUUCAUGGCCCACUAUAUCAGAAGAGCAUAGUGAAACCACGGACUUAAAUUAUGAGAUGUCAAAAAUCACGCCUCAUGUUAUAGCUUGGUUUCCACCAAAUCAAGUGGAUAAGUAGUGCAGCUGCAACAUACUUAGUUUUGUGUGUUGAAUGGCCAAAAUUUCCACACAUAGUGGUCCUGUACCAGAAAAGAAUAAAUCUCUAUCUUUUUUUAUUUCCACAACUAAUAUUCUUUUUUUAUUUUGGUAAUGUAUGAUGGGGUGAUACUUCUAUGAUACUUAAAAAGACUGCUAGUGGCUGAAUUUAAACGAUUUCGUUUACAAACUCUUACAAAUCAAAUGUUUAUUGAGU
Molecule: messenger RNA, 3401 nt
Organism: Abrus precatorius (Indian licorice)
Lineage: Eukaryota; Viridiplantae; Streptophyta; Magnoliopsida; Fabales; Fabaceae
Product: L-type lectin-domain containing receptor kinase VII.1-like
Exons: 1
Coding region: 130-2184 (684 amino acids)
Biological process (GO): protein phosphorylation
Cellular component (GO): plasma membrane
Molecular function (GO): ATP binding; protein kinase activity; carbohydrate binding
Source: RefSeq, a predicted model, not a curated record